CCAUGUACAGUUUCUUCUCAGCUGGAGUUAGAAGAGGCCUUUCGGUUGUAUGAACUAAACAAGGAUUCAGAACUUCUAAUUCAUGUAUUUCCUUGUGUACCAGAACGGCCUGGCAUGCCUUGUCCGGGAGAAGAUAAGAGCUCAUUGUGCCAUCUGCACUGACCGAAUAUGGGGCCUGGGUCGCCAGGGAUAUAAAUGCAUCAAUUGCAAACUCCUUGUUCACAAGAAGUGUCACAAACUUGUCAGUAUUGAAUGUGGCCGUCAUACACUACAACCAGAACCAAUAAUGCCUAUGGAUCCAUCAUCAGUGCAUCCAGAUAACGUAGAAUCGGUGAUUCCGUACAAUCCCUCAAGUCAUGAGAGCUUGGACCAUGUUGGUGAAGAAAAAGAGGCAAUGAGCGUUAGAGAAAGUGGCAAAGCUUCUUCCAGUCUGGGUCUUCAGGAUUUUGAUUUGCUCCGAGUUAUAGGAAGAGGCAGUUAUGCUAAAGUACUGCUUGUUCGAUUGAAGAAAACUGAACGCAUUUAUGCAAUGAAAGUAGUGAAGAAAGAGCUCGUCAAUGAUGAUGAGGAUAUUGAUUGGGUUCAGACAGAGAAACACGUCUUUGAACAGGCUUCAAAUCAUCCCUUUCUUGUCGGACUACACUCUUGCUUCCAGACAGAAAGCAGGUUAUUUUUUGUUAUAGAGUAUGUAAAUGGAGGAGAUCUAAUGUUUCAUAUGCAGAGGCAGAGAAAGCUGCCAGAGGAGCAUGCCAGGUUUUAUUCUGCUGAAAUCAGUCUAGCAUUGAACUAUUUACAUGAACGAGGGAUAAUCUACAGAGAUUUAAAACUGGAUAAUGUGCUACUAGAUUCUGAAGGGCAUAUUAAACUCACAGAUUAUGGCAUGUGCAAGGAGGGCCUGAGGCCUGGUGACACAACCAGCACGUUCUGUGGGACUCCAAACUAUAUUGCACCUGAAAUUCUCCGGGGAGAGGAUUAUGGCUUCAGUGUAGACUGGUGGGCGCUCGGUGUACUUAUGUUUGAAAUGAUGGCGGGCCGGUCACCAUUUGAUAUUGUUGGGAGUUCUGACAAUCCUGAUCAGAACACAGAAGAUUACCUUUUCCAAGUAAUUUUGGAAAAACAGAUCCGAAUUCCCCGAUCCCUUUCUGUUAAAGCAGCAGGUGUUCUAAAGAGUUUCCUUAAUAAGGAUCCAAAGGAACGUUUAGGCUGCCAUCCUCAAACAGGAUUUGCAGAUAUCCAGGGACAUCCAUUCUUUCGCAAUGUUGAUUGGGAUCUGAUGGAGCAAAAGCAAGUGGUGCCUCCAUUUAAACCAAAUAUAUCUGGAGAAUUUGGUCUGGAUAACUUUGAUUCCCAAUUCACCAAUGAACCUGUGCAGCUCACUCCAGAUGAUGAUGAUAUUGUGAAGAAGAUUGACCAGUCUGAAUUUGAAGGCUUUGAAUAUAUAAAUCCUCUUUUGAUGUCAGCUGAGGAAUGUGUCUGAAUUCUCCAUUUCUGGACUGUGCCAAAUGUUACUCUGUUUGUUUCUGCAUGGAUAAACAUCUCUUCACUUGGAUGCACUUGCGUAAAAUGAGUAACUGAACAUCUUACCCUUGCUACCUAGUGCAAAUUACUCACUACUUUUCUUUUUGUAU
Messenger RNA from Aptenodytes forsteri (emperor penguin), 1628 nucleotides. RefSeq names its product protein kinase C iota (gene PRKCI). Gene Ontology annotation, molecular function: ATP binding; diacylglycerol-dependent serine/threonine kinase activity. Gene Ontology annotation, biological process: protein phosphorylation. Bases 83 to 1477 code for a protein of 464 amino acids. Lineage: Eukaryota; Metazoa; Chordata; Aves; Sphenisciformes; Spheniscidae. The record is from RefSeq and is a predicted model, not a curated record. The transcript has 15 exons.